AUGUCUCUGUCACAAUUCAAUGCACGACUUCAAUAUAAGAAAAAUCAAACUGGUACCUACAUCAAGACAUUUCUCGGACACCGUCAGCGCAAGUAUCUUCGUGGGAAGGCACGGGAAUUGGACUCGAAUGGAGGCGAGAGAAAACAGAGGAGGGCACAAGUGGAGUAUGACCGAAAGCUGAUUGAAAAGAACCACGAGAUUGACAAGCGGAGGAAGGAAUGGAGGGACGCCGCCACUGCAAAGCUCAAUGCCAUUGUGCCUUGUCUUGUGGAUGCAGACUUGGCCAAGAUGCGUGUUGCUGACAUUGUUCUACAGCUUCGUUGGCAUCAUGAGUUUGACUUACAUGUACCACGAAACAAAGACAUGCCAAAGCGGAAGGAGGACAAAUUGAAGGUCCUGAGGGAAGCUAUCGCACGUUACACGAGUGGGGAGGUUACACACCGAGAAACCACACAGGAGGUUCCUUUGGAGACAGGCGAGAGUGAAGAUGAGGACAAGCCUUGA
Molecule: messenger RNA, 504 nt
Organism: Suillus fuscotomentosus
Lineage: Eukaryota; Fungi; Basidiomycota; Agaricomycetes; Boletales; Suillaceae
Exons: 1
Coding region: 1-504 (167 amino acids)
Source: RefSeq, a predicted model, not a curated record